GACAGGCACACUCCUCAGGAGCAGGGUCCGGUGCUUUGAGGCUGUCGCUUGGACUGCGGCGACUGAGGGCUCGAGGUGGUCCCCUGUCCCCCAGCGCUCCCGCCCACUCCCGCCUCUCCACCGGGCUCCGCAGGGGUUGUGCGGAGGGAUCGCUCGCGGGUGCAAGGCCGGCCCGCCGGCCGAAGGAGGGCGGCGCCCUGGGCGGAUCCUCGCCACGUGCCUGACUCCUGCGCGCCCAGCUGCAAAACAAGCGGCGGGCUCUCGGCGGGGCAGCGUCGCCGCCGCCGGGAUGGGCCCCGGUGGGUGUGGGGCGGGCGCGGCGUCUCCGGGCGCGCUCUGCCUGGGCGCUGCGCUCAGCGGGAUCCUCAGCUUCGGCCUCUUGGCUGCGGCCAUCGGCACCGACUACUGGUACUUGAUCCGCGUGGAGGCGGCGGGGCGCAACGGCAGCGCUUGGGAGGCAGAGCAGCUAAGUUCCCAUUCCGGACUCUGGCGCCUGUGCGAAGGACGGAAUGCCUGUAUACCUCUCAUUGACCCAUUUGGCCCUGAAAGCUGGCAGGUUCCAUCAUCACUUCAAUAUCUUAUCAGCAUGCAGAGGGCUUUUGUGGUUCUGCUGCCGCUCAGCCUCAUCUUGCUUGUCUUUGGCUGGAUCUGUGGAAUCAUCAGUUCACUGGUCAGGAGCACCCGGUUUCUGCUAUUCACAGGCUGCUAUUUCUUGCAGGGCGCUCUGCUGACACUGGUAGGGACCACCGUCUACAUUUGCUACUCCAGGGCUGCGUUCACAGAGACAGUGCAGAUGUUUGACCGGCAGCGCUUUGAGCAUGUCCUCAUUGCCUUUGGCUGGUCCUUGGCGCUCGCUUGGCUGUCCUUUGGCACAGAAGCAUUGGCUGGCAUCCUCUUUCUCCUGGCUGCCUGGGGACUCACCUUGACCCCAGAAUCGUUUUCAGUGGCCAUCUGAUCCUUGCAGAGAGAGAGAUGGCGGAAGUGCAGCAUUGCCAGGGCUUUGACACCAUCCGGUCCUUCACUGGUACUUCCCUUGUGGCACAUUCUGAUGGAACUGCAAUGUACAUGUAGAGCUUCCGAACAAGGGGAGGCGGCUGCAGAGUAGCAGGCUCUUGCUGUGGACAUGAUGAACUGGGUGGGUGGGUGGGUGGGUGGGAGAACCCCUGUUGAUGCAGCAUGUCCAGUGGAAUAUUGCAGGGAGUUCCCUUACUUGAUUAUUGACAUGUGGGUGGAGCUAAGGAAAGCAAGAGAUCAGUGCUGCGCAACCCCCCCCCCCCCAAUCUGCGGCAGCAGCCAUGGCCCUUUUGCUCUGCUUGAUAUAUGCAUUUAAUAGUCAUUCUCCACCAAGCUUGCCCUUGUGUCUGUCCUCCUUGUUGAACCUGGAACUCUUAUUUAUUUUAUUUAUAUUUUAUCUUUAAAUAAAGGGCUCUGGUAAGA
This is a messenger RNA of Sphaerodactylus townsendi, 1437 nucleotides long. It is a transcript of the gene TMEM235, whose product is annotated as transmembrane protein 235. Lineage: Eukaryota; Metazoa; Chordata; Lepidosauria; Squamata; Sphaerodactylidae. The transcript is spliced from 4 exons. Gene Ontology annotation, cellular component: apical plasma membrane. The record is from RefSeq and is a predicted model, not a curated record. The coding region runs from base 290 to 955 and encodes 221 amino acids.